CAUAGCAGAAAUCAAAAAAAAACAAAGCAAAACCACAACAACAAGAAAAAACUUCUUUUAAACAUGUCGAAGCCAAUCCUUUACUAUGCCACCUUAAGUCCUCCCUCCCGGGCUGUUCUACUCACCGCCAAAGCAAUUGGUCUUAAACUUGAAUUAAGACCAAUUAACCUAAUCAAAGGUGAACAUUUGACACCAGAAUUCAUCAAAAUGAAUCCACAGCAUACCAUUCCCACGCUACUUGAUGGCGAUGAUACAUUGAUCGAUUCUCAUGCCAUUUGCGCCUAUUUGGUGGAGAAAUAUGGUAAGGACCAACAGCAAUUGUAUCCCAAGGAUUUGGUGAAACGUGCCAAUGUUGAUGCUCGUUUGCAUUUGGAUUCGGGUCAUCUGUUUGCUCGUCUUCGUUUCCUCUACGAGCCCAUUUUGUAUUAUGGUUCGACAGAUUGCUCAAUUGAUAAGAUUGCCUAUAUACAGAAAUGUUAUGAAAUAUUGGAGAAUUUCCUCAAGGAUCAACCAUAUUUGUGUGGCAAUGAGUUGACCAUUGCUGAUUUCUGUUGUGCAGCCACAGUGACAUCCGUGAAUGAUGCAGCACCCAUUGAUGAGUUUAAAUUCCCCAAAGUGUUGGCCUGGUUGAAAUUGUUGGCCCAAUUACCCUACUACAAGGAGAUCAAUGAAACUGGUGCCGAAGAACUAAAGACUAUUUUCAAGGAUAAGCUCGCUGCGAAUCGCGGCAAGUAGAGGGUUUAGAUGAAUGGAUGUCAUUUAUAUAAUAUAUGAACCUAUAACUACACCUUUAUAUAUAGACACAGACACUUGCAAUAUGAUGGCACACACACACACACACACACUGAUACACACACUUGCAAUAAAAACGUUUAGUUUAUAAA
Molecule: messenger RNA, 884 nt
Organism: Drosophila willistoni
Lineage: Eukaryota; Metazoa; Arthropoda; Insecta; Diptera; Drosophilidae
Gene: GstE12
Product: glutathione S-transferase 1
Exons: 3
Coding region: 64-735 (223 amino acids)
Biological process (GO): glutathione metabolic process
Molecular function (GO): glutathione transferase activity
Source: RefSeq, a predicted model, not a curated record